AUGGCCCGGCUUCAUCAGCCUUUGACUGCCCCCCUCAGCCUUACCCUGGCCGCAGCCAUGGCCAUCGACUCCGACUCCCUCCCUCGUAUGCUCAAAUGGUGCGCCGGGGUAGCGUGUUUGAGAGGAGGCGCCUCUCUUCACGCGAGGGCCGUGAAAGGGGGCUUCGAGGCAAGCACCUCCACCGCUAACUCUCUGGUGAGCUUCUACGUCAGGUGCGGCAUGAUCGACUCCGCGUGGCGCGUCUUCCAGUCCAUGGGGACGACGAAGGACUCUGUCUCGUGGAACGCCAUGCUCCACGGGUUCCUCUCCGGCGGCGCCGCCCGAGAAGAGGGGCUGGCGCUGUUCACGGCGGCGAGGGCCGCUGGCUCUGAGCUCAACCUGUCCAACCUCGUGCUCGCGCUGCAGGCCUGCUGGAAGCUCGGAGCCACGCUCGAAGCUCUGGUGAUCCACGGCCUCGUGGUGAGAAAUGGCGCUUCCAGCCACCUGCCCAUUCAGAAUUCCCUUCUCUGUAGCUACGCUAAAUCACGCGACAUGGGGUCCGCGCAGCAGAUGUUCGACGAAAUUCCCCACCGAGAUAUGAUCUCCUGGAGCGCCUUGAUCGGGGGUUACGCUCAGUGUGGGGAGCCCGAGGCCGGCCUACGGUGGUUCCAGGAGAUGGUUUCGAGCCGUAGUGCGGAGCCUGACGGCGUGACGCUCGUCAACGUUCUUCAGGCUUGCAGCUGUCUGGAGGACGCCGAGCCGGGGGAGAUGAUUCAUGCCCACGCGAUACGCCGAGGUUUUCAGCACGACGUCUUCUUGGGAAAUUCUCUCAUCAGCAUGUAUUCCAAGUGCCUCGCCCUGGGCUCCGCCCGCAGAGCCUUCGCUGAAGUUCACCGCAAGAACGUUGUCUCCUGGAAUAGUCUGCUGUCUGGGUUAGUCCACGGUGAGCUACAUUCGGAGGCCCUGUCGCUGUUCGAUUCGAUGAGAAGAGCGGGAUUUGCGGAAGAUGAGGUGACCCUCGUCAGCCUCUUGCAUACCUGUCGGAGUCACCAGCAUGGAGUUCGGUGCAGGUCCAUCCACAGCGUGGCUACUCGUAGGGGCUUUGAGUCGAACAUGGUGGUUGUGAACACGAUAUUGGACGCCUACUGUAAAUGUGGCCUCGUGGGGCUCGCUUCCAGGCUGUUCGGCGCUAUGAACGACAGGAAUUUGAUUUCAUGGAGUACGAUGAUGAUGGGCUUCUCCGACUCCGGGCAGCCAGAUGAAGCCGUCUCUCUAUUCGGGGACAUGAUGCUGGCGGAUGUGAGGCCCAACUCUGUGAUCUUGCUGAGCAUUCUGCAGGCUUGCUCUGCGCUGGUGGAGAUUAAGCUUCUGAGGAGUAUCCAUGGCGUCGCCUUCAGGAAUGGUUUGACCGGGGAGCUGGCGGUCGGCACGGCGCUCCUGGAUGCGUACGCCAAGUGCGGCGAGAUCGAGUCAUCGAGUAAGGUUUUCAGCGGAUUGCCCGAGAAAAAUGUGGUGUCUUGGAGCGCGAUGAUCGCCGCCCUCGGCGUGAACGGCCGGCCCCGAGAGACGCUCGCCCUGUUCCGUGAAAUGGAGUUCCGAGGUGUGAAGCCCAACGAGGUCACCGUGCUGUCGCUGCUCUCUGCAUGCAGCCAUGGGGGGAUGGUGGAGGAGGGCCUCUCCUGCUUUGGAGACGUCUUCUCCAGGUACUCUCUCUCGCCGUCGCCGGAGCAUUACUCGUGCCUGGUGGAUAUGCUGGCCAGGGCCGGAGAUGUUGGUGGCGCUUGGAAGGUCAUCGAGGAGCUGCCCGUGGGGUUGACGGUGGGCGCGGCGGCGUGGGGCUCUCUGCUGAGCGCCUGCAGAAGCCAUGGCCACUGGGAGCUCGGGGAGAGAGCGCUCUCUCGCGUGGUGGAGUUGGAGCAGUCGGAAGCCUCUGGGUACCUGCUGGCUUCGAACAUGUACGCCAUGGGAGGGGAGAAGAGGGCCUCGGCGAGGAUGAGGAUGAUGGUGAAGGAGAGAGGCCUGCGAGUGGCGCCUGGUUUUAGCUCGGUGAGCCUGGACCGGAGGCUCCACAGGUUCGUCGCCGGAGACGACUCCCACCCGCGAUCUGUGGAGAUCCGGUCAACUGUCGGACACCUGCAUCUCUGCAUGAGAGCAUCAUCAGACGAGAAGGCAGUGGAUUAG
Molecule: messenger RNA, 2160 nt
Organism: Spirodela intermedia
Lineage: Eukaryota; Viridiplantae; Streptophyta; Magnoliopsida; Alismatales; Araceae
Source: the annotation of a GenBank genome assembly